Messenger RNA from Aphanomyces astaci, 336 nucleotides. RefSeq lists its product as hypothetical. The transcript has 2 exons. The record is from RefSeq and is a predicted model, not a curated record. NCBI's taxonomy places the organism in Eukaryota, Oomycota, Saprolegniomycetes, Saprolegniales, Verrucalvaceae. The annotation marks the transcript as partial.
UCUUUCGCCCCUAUACCUAAAUUUGACGAUCGAUUUGCACGUCAGAAUCGCUACGAGCUUCCACCAGAGUUUCCCCUGGCUUCACCCUAUUCAGGCAUAGUUCACCAUCUUUCGGGUACCAACAUAUAUGCUCAUACUCAAAUCUUUCACCAACGGAGACUCCUUGGUCCGUGUUUCAAGACGGGUCGUAUCGCUCCAUUUCGCCAGAGUCCCGAACAGCAACAAGUUAAAGCUCGCAUCAAUCCACACACAAGCACACACGACGCAGACCAUACUAUCCGCACACGGCGCACACGGAGACACAAACCCACUCAAAAGCAUGUUGUAGGCACCUCA